AUGCUGCAGAGACAAGCGUUGCGUGCGGCGUCAUCGGGCGCUGCAUCCCUGAGAGCAGUGCCCGUGCGCCACACACAUGUGCAUGCACAAGCCAUCACAGGGCUAGGUUACCCUCAGCAGCAGCAGCAGCAGCAGCAGCAGCAGCAGUGUGGGCCGCCGACCUCACCUGGCAAGCGACAUGAUGCGCUGUGCAAUGCAGGGCUUGCGAAGCAGGACUUCUACGAGCUGCUCGGUGUUUCCCGCGAUGCCUCUGAGCGCGACAUCAAGAAGGCGUACUUCCAGUUGGCAAAGAAGUACCAUCCAGACACCAACCCCGGCGAUGAGGCGGCUGCGCAAAAGUUUGCCGAAAUCAGCGAAGCUUACGAGGUGCUGAGCGAUUCCCAGAAACGGCAGCAGUACGACCAGUUUGGCAGCACUGGCCCCUCUGGUGGAUUUGGCGGGCAGCAGGGCUUUGGCGGCGGGUUCUCCAGCAACCCCGAGGACAUCUUCCGCGAGUUUAUGCGCAAUAUGGGCAUGGGCGGUGCCGGCGAGUACGGCGACCCGUUUGGCGGUGCCGCGGGCUUCAGGCAGCAGACGUUUGUGACAACGGUGCGGCUGUCGUUUAUGGAGUCUGUCAAGGGCGCGUCGCGUACGCUGACGUUUCCCAGCGUGGAGGCGUGUUCGUCGUGCAAGGGGUCUGGAUCUGCCACGGGCAAGACCAUCACCUGCCCCGUCUGCAACGGCUCAGGCGUGGAGCACAUGUCGAUGGGAUUCUUGAACAUGCAGUCGGCCUGCCGCAAGUGUGCCGGCACCGGCCAGGUCCCCGAGAAGUCGUGCAAGGAUUGCAAGGGCAGCGGGUCUGUGAAGACGGAGGAGACGGUAUCGGUGAACAUCCCUGCUGGUGUUGAGGACGGUAUGCAGCUCCAAGUCGGAAACCACCGCGUCAUCUCAAUCGAGGUGGAGCCAUCACGGCAGUUCAGGCGAAAGGGAACCAAUGUCUUCAGCACAGCGCGCAUCAGCCUGCCGCAAGCCGUGCUCGGCGGGCGUGUGCACGUCCCAGGGCUGUACGGCGACAUGGCUGUCAAGGUGCCUGCAGGCACAAACUCGGGCCAGCGCCUCAAGCUGCGGGACCGUGGGUUCCAGAGCGUGCAUGACUACACAAAGGGCGCACACAUCUUGGAACUUGUUGUCGACGUCCCAGUGCGCUUGAGCGAUGAGGAGCGGGAGCUGUAUGAGCAGUUGGCGCUGCGUGAAGCGAACAGAAAUGGCGAAGUCACAGGCAUCGAAGGUGUGAGCCGCAAAGUGUUUGUGGAUGAGGAGGAGCUGGCUGCACUCCGUCGCGCUGCCGAGCGAGCAAUGCACGCCACUGGUGGUGCUGGUGAUGAUGGUGAUGGUGGCUGCUUCAGUGCUGGGAGCGGAAGCAGUAGCAGUGCCAGCAAGAGCAGCAAAGCGAAGAAGAACGAGCACCGCGGGUUCUUUGAGCGCAUUUCGCACGCCAUCUUCGACGAUGACCAGGAGGAGGACUCAAAGGAUAGCACCAAGGACAGCAAGAAGGACAGCAAGAAGGACAGUGGCGACACCAAGGCGGGCAGCAACGACAGCGACAGCAGCAAGAACAGCAAGGGCUCAGACCGUGAGAGCGCUUAA
Salpingoeca rosetta is the source of this 1626-nucleotide messenger RNA. RefSeq names its product dnaJ protein. Lineage: Eukaryota; Choanoflagellata; Craspedida; Salpingoecidae. The transcript is spliced from 11 exons. Bases 1 to 1626 code for a protein of 541 amino acids. The record is from RefSeq and is a predicted model, not a curated record. Gene Ontology annotation, biological process: response to heat; protein folding. Gene Ontology annotation, molecular function: heat shock protein binding; ATP binding.